This is a messenger RNA of Oppiella nova, 570 nucleotides long. NCBI's taxonomy places the organism in Eukaryota, Metazoa, Arthropoda, Arachnida, Sarcoptiformes, Oppiidae. The record is from the annotation of a GenBank genome assembly.
AUGAGAAUAUUGAAUACAUUAUUCAUAGGUUUCCUUAAGAAACUCAAUAGCAAUGAAAAUAAGGACUCAAUUGUGAACAGAAAUCGUGUGAAGAAUCGUCACAAUGUUAGCAUCGAUUUGGAUGAUUAUUCAGAUGAUAUUCACAAUGAUUACAAAAAUGCUAUCAAACGACUGCCCACUAAUAUCAGUUUGAAAGAUAUUAAAGAAUGGAUGGAUAAGGACACGGCGUGUUGUAUGUUAGGGCAUAUCGCUGGGGAUAAGGGCUAUCACUGCGAGGCUAUGUUCUAUGCGUUUGAUAUAUUGCAACGAAACUCCAAUCGGGCCCACAAUCGCAAGCUAGCAUUUUAUGGAAGAAAUAAAAUGCCUCAUUUUGGCGAAAAACUGAUGCUUAGGUUUGAGAAGUGUUUGACUAAAAAGGGAUACAUUUUUAACAAAUGUUGUCAUUUGGCGGUCAAUGUGAUGCAGAAUCUUCAGAGCCCUCAAUACAAUACAUUACAACUAUAUUUAUAUAAUAUGCGUCAACUCAACAACACUCACCACAACCACAACUCUAACUAAUAUGAAUCGGUU